Cladocopium goreaui is the source of this 2840-nucleotide messenger RNA. The record is from the annotation of a GenBank genome assembly. Lineage: Eukaryota; Dinophyceae; Suessiales; Symbiodiniaceae.
GAAUGGGAUGGUUACUCCUGGAAAGACUGGGAGGACGACAAGAGCUGGACAUCCAGCAGGUCAGCCAGCCGGUCCUCUACCAAGUAUCGACCGGAUGGCCCACAUGCGACGUCCAAUCAGCAACAGCCUAUCAAAAAGGGCAAAGGGAAGCACAAGGGAGCUGGAAAGAAAGGAGCUGUGAAAGGGAAUUUCCAAGGACAGAACACCCAAGCGGAGAUGGCAUCACCCUUCCAGCCGGGAGAGGGCUUUGCGCCUUGGGCACCAAUGGAUACCUCGCAGUUUGCGGAUCAGAUUGAUGUGUUUCUUGGUGAUGAUGAUGAGGUAAAUAUGAGCUGCGAUCAGGUAACGCAGGCCGCCAUUUCCAAUUGGCGUGACAAGCCUUGGAGCAGAAGACGCAUCCGACCUAAACAUUCGUGUUUAUCCAUCUCUGUGGCACCGCUGUCCGAAGUGGCCGUGUCGAGCCGGGAUUUGGAUUCCAGUUUUGAUGCAUUGCUACUGAUGCAGACUGUACAGAUGAAACACGAUAUCCAUACUGAGCAAGAAACCAAUCUUUUGGACGCUUUAGGGGAAGGUCAAACAAACACUGAGCGCUUGAUCCAUGGGGACCAUGACCCAGAUGGUCUUGAUGCUUCAUCAUUGGACGAUCCUAGUCCCUCCGCUAGCUCUGGGAUCCAGAAUGGUCUGGGUAUUUCGAUGCAAGUUUUGCCUGAACAGAUUCCAACACAUGAUGUGCCGUUGCAAGAUGUCACGAAUCUUGUACAGAUCGACCUGAAUAAGCCUGUGGUAAAACAUCGAUCUGAAAGCAAAGCUAUUGAAGUUUCUGCACAUGACAGCGCCCCGCAAUGUAGCUUUACGGAUGAAUUUCUUGAGGCCAUCUCUGCUGCCGAAGAAGCGGCUAGGAUGGAACCACAAGACAUGCCUGCUCAUGAUGAAGCUGCGCUUUUCAAUUUGCCUGAAGCAUUCAGAGUUUUGUUGGAUAGCUUUGCAGAGGAAGAAAUCUCAUCGCCGGCACACUUGCCACGCACCCGUAGAGUUGAAAGUUGGUUUCUGGAUCAUGUUAGCUUUGACCGUUGCCAUGCUUCACGCAUUUCCUUGCUUUCUGAUGAUGUGAGGACUUGGAAGCUUACGCUCACUGAAACGUGGAGAGACAAGAUCAUUGACAAUGCAGACAUCAAUUUUCAUUUGGUCAACCCUGAAACUGAGGAUGCCGCGGCAGGAAUCAUUGGACAGCUUGUGCUUUCUCAGAGGGUUACACAUGAUCUUAGGUCAGCUGUGCUUUCGGUGUAUGAUUCGGACCCCGACAUGGAACGGUCACCACAUACCUUUGCCUUAGUUUUGCCUAGGCAGGCUAAUCUAGAACGGCUUCUGGUAACGCUACAUCUUACACUUGAUUGCCCGCCUGAAAAUCGAAGAAAUCAUUGCAGCUGGUGGUUUGGUCGGAUACCCAUUGAUGAAGCGCAUGUGGUGAAUGUCCACAUGGGGCAUGCUUUUCGUCUUAUCAUCAGCCGUGGAGUGCCCAUCGACCUUACGAGUCUGCUGAAUAUGGAUGAUGUUACGUUGCGUGACACAUUGCAGCGAGCGAUCUCACCUGAGAUUCUCAUUCGACCGGUUGAAGUUCACAUUCUCUUCCACCAAGGGCUUACUGAGGAUUUGUUUGCGGUCUUGAUCACACUACGUGGUGUUGAGCCAGAUGACUUAGCGAUGUCGCUACCGAACCCAACCUUACCACCACGUUCACGGCCAGUUCAUGAUGGGGAGUUUGAAUGGAUUCGUAUUGAACCUGUGGAAGAGACAUCAGACGGCAAUGAGGUCCAUGCUGCAUCAGCCACCUGGGAAGGUGAUACGCGCUGGCCUGUUCGGGAUGGUGAUUGCUUUGAUGUCCAGAUCACUAGAGCAUUUCUGCCCGCUGACUGGCGACCCCCAUUUGCGCCACAGGAAAGUGUGAUGCAACAGUUUGAGGAUGCUCAACUCCACAUUUUCGCUUUGCAAGAAACUCGAUUGAAGCGGCAAUAUGGUAUCUUGAUUGGAUUGGCUCGACACCGGCCGAUUGGUCACCUUUACAAGAAUGGGGUUGUGCAGAAAGUCUUCUUUGCACAAGACGAUGCGGCAGUUGUAGAUGAUUUGACGUCGCUGUUUGAUGCCUGGCAGACCGAACGAUCUCCUUGGAAAUCGCAAGUUAGGGCUGUGGCUAAGAAGCAUCAGAUGCAGGAAGAACUAGAGAACUGUCGUGCGCAGCUGGUGAUCUCUGACCAACCGGAGUUUGCAAUGGACAAAGGGGCGCUGCUUGGGGAUGCACUAUCAGAUGCUACUCAGCAAUGGUUUUGUCGCUAUUUCCCUAGUGGCCCAUCUGAGGCGGCCAAGCAGGAGCUGAUUGACACUUGGAUCCAGAUCCUUUGUAUUGACUUUGGAGAAAAUAAUCCCUUGUGGGAUAAUUGGCUGGCCUUUGUCUUUCUUGCUUGGGGCGAUCACUGGCUUCCUGACAUUAUAGCUGGAUUUGUAGACGGCGAGGCUGAGCAGAUCGUUGACGAACUGUAUGCAGAUUUUGCUACUGAGUUACCGAGGUAUCAAGUGCUUAGCCGAAUUGCCUUUCUGGAAUCCAGCUUGAGACAUUGUGUUGAAACCCCACCUGCCCCGCAUCGACCUGUCCAGAUUGAGCAUCCUGGCCUGAAGCACCCCAAGACUAAUUCUCGGGUGCGGCAGCCUAUUGAAAGAGCUUAUGGCUCCCAAGAGUAUUGGCUCCAGCAUCUACGGGAGCCGGAGGAACUGGAUGCAUGGAUUGAUUGUGCUGCGAAGGCCGGUGCUGCAAUCCGAGCCAAUGCACAGAGGCUCCCUGACUUCCA